UGUAAACCAGAGAGAUGGGGCUUCUUAUUUUAUAGUUGAGGAGACUGACGUUCCCAGUCCCAUGUCAGGUGCACCUACAGCGACCAAACCGGGAUUUCCUCUCCUCCGGCAGCCCCAAGCAGCACCCCAGGCAGAUUAGACUUUCCUUUACUUCGUCAAGGGAGGUGAGUGCCCUGGAGGUGGGUCACCGCUCGAGAAGGGGGGAGUAUAAGGGCCCAGGCCCUUCUUUCUCGGCACACCAUGAGCAGGCUUGAGGAACCAGGCUAGUUUAGGGGAUUCAAUCCCGGUAUGUUCAUCCUGAAGAGGACGGCAGGUGCCCGGGUAACCACCUCACCUGCGCUCAGAAGACAGAAGUCCCCCACCCCCAGGAGAGGAGGAUGAAGAGUUGGCCACAGGAUCAAGCAGGUUGGGAGAAUACGGAGUGAGGGGAGUAACUGCGGGCCGGGGGCCUUCGGCUUUCCAGGACAGCUUUCUCCGGGGCUAGCUGGUGUGGGGGUGGAGUGGGAGCGGACGGGGCGGGCCCGCGGUGGCCCCAGGGCGGCGGCGCCGGGCCGGAGGGGGUGGGGAGGAGCAGCCGCCCUGUACUUCCCCUUCGCCGCUAGCUCUACAACAGCCUGAUUUCCCCGAAAUGAUGGGGCGGCACCGACCAAUAGGCGCCCUCGCGGCUCUUUAGGAGGCGGGGCCCGGCCUGGGUUGGGGGAAUCCCGCUAAGUGUUUAGAUUUCUCGCCGGCGCCGCUGCCCCGGCAGAGCGCGCCACUCCUUCGUCGAGGCAGGACGUGCGCCUAAACCCGGUCGAGCAGAGGCCAGCCAGAGCUGUGCCAAGCCAAGGCCAGCCGUGCCCAACGGCCCCUCGACCCGGGCAUCCUCUGCCUUCCCGCGCUACCUCCCGGAACUGCGCUCCCGGCGCGGACACAGCUGCCCCCAGCCGCGCCAGGACCUUCGGGCGCCGCGGCUGGAUCGCGCCCGCUGCAGAGCCAACAUGCCCAUCACUCGGAUGCGCAUGAGACCCUGGCUAGAGAUGCAGAUUAAUUCCAACCAGAUCCCAGGGCUGAUCUGGAUCAAUAAAGAGGAGAUGAUAUUCCAGAUUCCAUGGAAGCACGCUGCCAAACAUGGCUGGGACAUUAACAAGGAUGCCUGUCUGUUCCGAAGCUGGGCCAUUCACACAGGCCGAUACAAAGCAGGGGAAAAGGAGCCAGAUCCCAAGACGUGGAAGGCCAACUUUCGCUGUGCCAUGAACUCCCUGCCAGACAUUGAGGAAGUGAAGGACCAGAGUAGGAACAAGGGCAGCUCAGCCGUGCGGGUCUACCGAAUGCUCCCGCCCCUCACCAAGAACCAGAGGAAAGAGAGGAAGUCCAAGUCCAGCCGAGAUGCUAAGAGCAAGGCCAAGAGGAAGCCAUGUGGAGACUCCAGUCCUGAUACCUUCUCCGAUGCGCUCAGCAGCUCUACCUUGCCGGAUGACCACAGCAGCUACACCGCCCAGGGCUACAUAGGGCAGGAUUUGGAGGUUGAGCGGGACCUAACUCCAGCACUGUCCCCAUGUGCCGUUACUAGUACGCUUCCUGACUGGCACAUCCCAGUGGAAAUUUUGCCUGAUAGCACCAGUGAGCUCUACAACUUACAGGUGUCACCCAUGCCCUCCACUUCAGAAGCCACAACUGAUGAGGAUGAAGAAGGGAAAUUAACUGAGGACAUCAUGAAGCUCUUGGAGCAGACAGGGUGGCAGCCAACAAACGUGGAUGGGAAGGGGUACCUGCUCAAUGAACCCGGGGCCCAGCCCACCCCUCUCUAUGGAGACUUCAACUGCAAGGAGGAGCCAGAAGUUGACAGCCCUGGAGGGUAUAUUGGACUGAUAUCUUCAGAUCUGAAGACCAUGGACCCCAACUGGCUGGAGGGCCUGUUGCCCCCAGUCAGACUGCCCUCUAUCCAGGCCAUUCCUUGUGCGCCAUAGCUGCACCCCAGCCCCCUUUAACUCCCCUAGGCAAGCAGGACCUGGCAUCACGGUAGCUGUGAUGCAGAGAAACAGGACUCCUGUGGGCUCCUUGACAUGGCAGAGUGUUACUCCACUGCUGAGCAGGGAUGGGGCCUCCCUCCUUAGGAUAGUAACCUCUUGCAGUCAGUCAGGCCAUGGUCUGGGCUUAUCUUGCGGGGUAAAGCUGGCCCUGGCUCCUGGGAAGAUGGGGUUCUGAGAAGGACGUGUCAGGUGGAGGUCUCAGAGAGGAGUCGGCCUCCAGCUUUUCCCUCUAAGCCCAGCUGUUGAGAGAGGGUCUCACUGUCACUGAGGUGGCCCAAGGGAACAGACCAGUGACCUCAGAAAAACACAGCACUGACCCCAGGGCUGGCUCUGCACUAAGAGACGAUUGCACUAAGUGAAUCCUGUUCCCAAGGAACCCCCUCCCUUCCCACCUGAGCCCUGGGGACUGUUCCAAAGCCAGCAAAAUGUGAAGGAAAAUGGGGCCCUGCAGGACAGUGCUCCCUCAGCCUCAGAGGAGCUCUGUCCUGCUCGGGCUGAGGGGCUUGGGAAAAAAAAUGGCACUUUUUCUGGUGGACCUUGCCACUUUCCUGAUCAAGGUGUACACUAACGAACCCCCAAGCUCUCAGCCUUGCAUUUAUUUAUAUUGUGCCUUGCCCUGCGCCCACCUGCCCCACUCAGGCAGGCCCCGGCAGCCCUCAGCAGGCCCUGGGAGGGAAGUGUGAGCGCCUUGGUAUGAUUUUUAAAAUUGGAAAUGUCAUCUAAUCACUAAAUCAUGUGUGACCACAUACAUACAUGUGUGUAAAUAUGUACAUUUGUCUUUUUAUAAAAAGUUAAUUGUUUAUAAA
Molecule: messenger RNA, 2818 nt
Organism: Lutra lutra (Eurasian river otter)
Lineage: Eukaryota; Metazoa; Chordata; Mammalia; Carnivora; Mustelidae
Gene: IRF1
Product: interferon regulatory factor 1
Exons: 10
Coding region: 981-1949 (322 amino acids)
Biological process (GO): immune system process; regulation of transcription by RNA polymerase II
Cellular component (GO): nucleus
Molecular function (GO): DNA-binding transcription factor activity, RNA polymerase II-specific; RNA polymerase II cis-regulatory region sequence-specific DNA binding
Source: RefSeq, a predicted model, not a curated record